GAAUUCUUCGAGCAAGCUCAAGGCUUAGCAUAUAUGUUACAAGCUCGUGGCGAGCGCAUGUGUCGUAUUUGGUUCGGUCCUUGGCCAUGGGUUUUACUCUAUGGAGCAGAGGAAUGCGAAGCCAUUCUCGGAAGCAAUAAAAUCUUAGACAAACCCUUACAAUAUAGCUUUUUAAGCGGUUGGAUUGGACAGGGAUUACUCAUCAGUGAGCCAACAAAGUGGCGAUUGCGACGAAAACUUCUCACGCCGACAUUUCAUUAUGACAUACUGAAGGAUUUUGUUGAUGUAUACAAUAAGCACGGACAAACACUGUUGCGUAAAUUUCAAGCAUUGUGUGGUGAUCAGUACAGUGAUAUAUUUCAUAUGAUAUCACUGUGUACCUUGGAUGUCAUCUGCGAAGCCGCCCUUGGGGCACAUGUUGAUGCCCAGAACAAAUCGUCUCCGUAUUUGGAGGCUGUUUGCAAGAUAAAAUAUAUGAUUCAUCAACGAACACUGAAGGCGCAUUUCUACUUCGAUACUAUUUAUAAUAUAUUUGGCAGUGGGAAAGAUGAGAAAAAAUGCACUAAAAUACUUCAUGAAUUCACUGGCGCGGCAAUAGCAAAUCGCAAAAGACUGGUCGAUGAAGCCGGAGGUGUCGACAACCUAAUGGAGAAAGAAACACUGUCAGGCAAACGACGUAUGGCGCUUCUGGAUUUCAUGCUUGAUUUGCAUGCGAAGGGUCAGUUACCUAUGGAGGGUGUGCAGGAAGAAGUGGACACAUUCACUUUUGAAGCACACGACACGACUUCAACAAGUAUGAACUGGUUUUUACACUUGAUGGGUACCAAUCCGGAAAUUCAAGCAAAAGUUCAAAAGGAAGUUGACGAAGUUUUAGGAGAAGAGAACAGACCUGUAACAUACGAAGACCUCGGACAACUGAAGUUCCUGGAGGCCUGUAUCAAAGAAACACUGCGAUUAUUUCCCAGCGUACCUGUGCACGCCCGACAAUUGACCAAAAUUACGAAAAUUGGAAAUAAAGUGUUGCCACGUGGUACAGGUGUUUUGAUUAUCGCGUCAAUGAUUCAUCGGGAUUCACGAUAUUGGCCAGACCCAGAAGUAUUUAAGCCAGAACGAUUUAUCGGUAGCCAACUCAGACAUCCGUUUUCAUACAUUCCUUUCUCUGCUGGACCUAGAAAUUGCAUCGAUAUAGAUACGAAGAAUGAGAUGAAGAAGGCAACAACUGAGCGUUCGAGCUCCUUUGGUGAUUUAUCAUCAUUUUCGUCGUCCUCCUCAUCGUCCCCCUCCUACUUAUCGUCAGACAUCACUGAUCUUUCCAAAGAAGCAUUUACAAAGAAUCACUUCACAGAAUGCGCGGAAUUGCUGAAAAAAGCACUGGAUGAAACUAAAGGUGAAAGGGGACGACGUCGUUUGUAUGCCAAUUUAGCUCUCUGUGAAGCGAAGAGCAAAGCACAAUUAUUUAGUGCUACUUACCAAGCUGCGCUCCUCAAUAUUUACCCCAAACUGAGACCUGGUGGAAAUCACAGUUUAGAAGGUCAUGACGAAGCAGUUGCUGCAUUCAACCUAGCAGUGAAUGCUUUUGUUCGAGGAAAUCGACGAACUUGUCUUGAGAUUCUACAAUCUGUGAUGAUUGUAAAUACCUUAUCAGAUACACUCUUCUGUGCGGUUUCAUUAUUGGAAAUUGAAGUAAGCUUAACUUUAUGUCAGCCAAAAUUAGCACUAAAGCAAGCAAUCAAACUUCGUGAUAGCAUUACAUGGCACCGGGCAAACGUUGUUCAGCGAGACUACCUUGAUUGUUUGGAGUGUCGCAUACGGUGUCGCCUUGCACAAACGUCGUCGUUGAUCGAUUUUAGUUCGAAACCCGAGCUGUUGCACUGGUGCCUUAUACAGUCAGAGCUUGAUGUGAAGAACGGUAAUGCAGCACACGCAGUAAAUCGACUCCUGAAAUUCCGUCCUUCGCUUCAGGAUGAAGAACGCAGACUUGUUGACAAUGCUCUUGGAUGCGUUUAUGCUUUGUCGCUGAAGAAGAUAAGUUUGGCCGAGUCAUAUUUCCGAUCAGCAAUGUUGGUGAGACAAAAAAAGAGAAAAAGUUGGCAAGAGUCAACAGUACCCAGGCAUUGCUUGAUAUAUCAUGCAGCUUUGGCUCAGUUACAUUGUGGGCAACCGGAAUCUGCUUUUACACUUUUCCUUUCUAUCCUUCCAUUUUAUCCAAAGCAGCCUCGAAUUUGGUUACGAAUUGCAGAAUGUUGCAUAUACGCACUGACAAAGAAUGAAAAUGAGAACUUGGAUAUUAAUGGACAAAUGUUAGAAAUUGUUGGGACGGCACAGAAUGGAUAUGUUAUCCUCCCAUCUAUUUCUGCUAGAGGAAACAAUGACGGAGUCGGUGAGAUACGAGAAAAUCAGAUUAGCUGGGAAUAUGCUGCACAUUGUAUUCGAAAUGCGCUAAUUCUAACAGGCACUGAACGUGACUGCGUGUACUUGCUUCCAUGGUUAUAUGCAGCAUCAUCUUUCGUUAAUCUGAAUCUUAAUCGUUAUGGCUUAGCGUUGAAGGCAGCUUGUCAGCUUGCCAGUUUACAGCAGGUCUCUCCUCAUCACAAGCUUAUGGCAGUGCUUUUCAAAGCAGAAGCGUUAACGUUGUUGGAUCGUUUACCGGAGGCUAUAGGAUGUUUGACGCAAGCUAUACCACUCCAAUCCAUGCCGAGUACGAUAUCGGCCGUCAUCUAUAAUAGAGCAUUGUUACAAGCGCUGAGUGGCAAUUUCCACAAAUCAUUGACGACAUUUGGGCUGCUCGGAACGCAGUGCGAUAUAACAACAGUUCCAGAAGCAAUAUCUCUUGGUAUUUACAUUAACAUGAAAUUAGAUAAGGAUGAUGACGCAAGACUGCUUGUGCGACAAAUGCAGAAAAUGAAAUUAAGUGUAUGAAAAGUUGCUCUCGUUGAAUAGGAUUAAUUUGUUUGCUGUAAAUGACUACGUCAUUUAUCAUUUAAGUGUUUACCUAGGAAAACUCGCCACAAUUAUAAAUGACAGUUGCUGUUCAAC
Molecule: messenger RNA, 3036 nt
Organism: Loa loa (African eye worm)
Lineage: Eukaryota; Metazoa; Nematoda; Chromadorea; Rhabditida; Onchocercidae
Product: cytochrome P450 4V2
Exons: 20
Coding region: 34-2919 (961 amino acids)
Molecular function (GO): heme binding; protein binding; oxidoreductase activity, acting on paired donors, with incorporation or reduction of molecular oxygen
Source: RefSeq, a predicted model, not a curated record